GCUGGCCUAAGCAUAAUCUUCACCGACGAUGCUCAGAACUCGGCUGCGCCUUCCCCGACCACCACCUUCCUCAAUACAACGGUACAGUCACUAUAAACCUCUCCCCACACCUCCCAACCUCUCAAUUAUCGAAACCCCAGAAGAUUCUCAAAAAGCACGCUCAUGGAUCUCCCAAUUCAAACAAUCACCCAUACCACGGAAGUCGGUCGAAUUGUCUUUUUCUGCUAGUUCAGGGCCUGGUGGACAGCACGUAAACAGAACAAAUUCUAAAGCAACUCUUCGCUGUUCGCUCGAUUCGGGAUGGAUUCCUCCGUGGGCUAAACAAACACUGAGCAAGUCUCCCCAAUACGUAGCAUCAACAGCAUCAUUGCUCAUCACCUCUUCAUUCUCCCGUUCACAGCUCCAGAACGUCAACGAUUGUUUAUCCAAACUUCAUGAUCUCAUCCUCUCAGCCGCAUCAUCCACUUUGAAAAAUGAAACACCAGUAGAGCAAAAGAAACACGUGGCUAAACUGGAGGACAUCGCGAAACAACGGAGGAGGAAGGAAAAGUCACAUCGGAGCGAUCUUAAGCGGAGUAGAGGAAAGGCUUCUGGUGGGGCUUGGGAUUGAGGCUCAGGGAUCCUCUUCUGGUGGAGGUUCUUUAUCGAGGUUUAGCGACGGCGUUGAGAGCGCGUGGACAACCAUUCCAACUUCAAACACUCUCUGCUUCCCGUUCGACUUUUCGAAGAUAUUGGAGGAUUUAGGAUGCGCGUUAGUCUCUCGAAGCGUAGCUUCGGUUCCUCAGAAGGAACGUGGAGUGAGCCAGUAAUCCACGAUAUCAUCCUCAAGUAAUCGUUCAAGCUCAAACCCGCAACCGUGUUGUUCUCGUUAGAAGAUUUCCACUCCAUCUCAGCCUAGCCCUAGUGCCAACCGUGAUCGUACAGUACUUCUUGAACUAUAGUAGCACCUUGUUCCUAAUAUCAAUCUCAGGCUAAUUCCAUACGGAGUG
Molecule: messenger RNA, 989 nt
Organism: Marasmius oreades (fairy-ring Marasmius)
Lineage: Eukaryota; Fungi; Basidiomycota; Agaricomycetes; Agaricales; Marasmiaceae
Exons: 3
Coding region: 29-610 (193 amino acids)
Biological process (GO): mitochondrial translational termination
Cellular component (GO): mitochondrial large ribosomal subunit
Molecular function (GO): translation release factor activity
Source: RefSeq, a predicted model, not a curated record